CGAAGCAAGAUGCAUUGCCUUACGAUAAUUAUUGCUCUUCUUGUCUUUGGAGAAUGUCGAGUUCUUGUGCAAGGUUCUUCAAUCAGGAGAACAGUUAGCCCUUGUUUUUCAAAACCAUGCCUGAAUGGAGGUGAAUGCCGAGUGUCUCGGAAGGACUUAGAUUAUAUCUGCCUGUGCCCUGAAGGUUUUCACGGAAAAAAUUGCCAAGAAGAAACAGGAGUAGAAACUUGCAAAGACACCAACGAGGUCCAAUGUCCUAUUUGGGCUGAUAGAGGCGAUUGCGAAACAAACCCGCACUGGAUGAAAGUAAAGUGUCAGAAAAGCUGCAACACUUGUGGGUGCGCAGACUCGAACGUCCAAUGUCCCGCAUGGGCUAAACUUGAUGAAUGCUUUAAUAACCCGCAAUGGAUGAAGCGUAACUGUAGGUUUAGCUGUGAGCAGUGCCAAGAGCCGCAGAUAGAGGCUUGAGUAACAAAGGAAAGAAAGACUUCACAGGAAAACUUUUUCGCAGUAUAGAGGCCGAGCUAAAAAGUAUAUUUGUAGAAUCAUCAAUAAAAUUGAUUAUUCU
Molecule: messenger RNA, 568 nt
Organism: Pocillopora verrucosa
Lineage: Eukaryota; Metazoa; Cnidaria; Anthozoa; Scleractinia; Pocilloporidae
Product: putative tyrosinase-like protein tyr-3
Source: RefSeq, a predicted model, not a curated record